Eriocheir sinensis (Chinese mitten crab) is the source of this 1934-nucleotide messenger RNA. RefSeq names its product serine/threonine-protein kinase PkaB-like. NCBI's taxonomy places the organism in Eukaryota, Metazoa, Arthropoda, Malacostraca, Decapoda, Varunidae. The transcript is spliced from 2 exons. Bases 1002 to 1826 code for a protein of 274 amino acids. Gene Ontology annotation, biological process: protein phosphorylation. The record is from RefSeq and is a predicted model, not a curated record. Gene Ontology annotation, molecular function: protein kinase activity; ATP binding.
GGGCAAUAACUCUAGUACGGACUCAAAAGAAUAUUUUCAAAUCAAAAUAACUUAUUUAGCAUCUACAAAAGACAACACGGUUUGCUUGAAUUUUAUGUUGUUUGGUGGCACAGGUAACCCAAGCAAUUCGUAUUUUAUGUUGCGUUCAAAAGCUGUGGUUUCAAGGUGACGACCACACCAAAGCCAACAGAAUCUGUUCGAGAAUAAAAUUCUUUUAUAUCACAUAUUUCCAUCCAUUUCUUUCUAAGUUCUUGAUCUCUUGGCAGCCGAUGAAACCGUAUAUUACUGUUUCCUCUCACAUAAAUUGAUCGACAACCGCGCACAAGACAAAUAGUUGGCACACUGAAAGAAAACACACUUUAGCUAAGCUUCCCAUUGAGUGAGUGAGGAGCUCAGGUCAGGAGGCUGGUGCGCGCGAGACUGACCUCUCUUCCAUGCCCGGAACCCUCAGUCAUAUUUCACGUGACGUCAUGCGCAGAAGAGACAAAUUUAGGUACCUCGUCCCCCCCUGGUGAACCUGCCUUCCAUUCUCUUUACCUUGGCUGGGAUUACGUUAGGUAGGCCAUGAGUGGAUAAGAGAACCCUCAAAGAAAACAGGUAUGUGUGUGUGUGUGUGUGUGUGUGUGUGUGUGUGUGUGUGUGUGUGUGUGUGUGUGUGUGUGUGUGUGUGUGUGUGUGUGUGUGUGUGUGUGUGUGUGUGUGUGUGUGUGUGUGUGUGUGUGUGUGUGUGUGUGUGUGUGUGUGUGUGUGUGUGUGUGUGUGUGUGUGUGUGUGUGUGUGUGUGUGUGUGUGUGUGUGUGUGUGUGUGUGUGUGUGUUCGUGCGUGCGUGCGUGCGUGUGUGCGUGCGUGCGUGCGUGCGUGCGUGCGACAGCCAUCCAGAUCUAGACUCCCUCUUUUUCCGUCCUAACUCCAAGCUAAACCGAACUCAAUCAAACUACCCGUCGAAAACCGAGGUAUAGCCCUAAAUCUCCGUACUCAAACGGUAUGGUAAGGCAGAGCCAUGACUCCCCCACACACCACCCCCCUCCUCGUGCUGACGAGGGAACGCAUCGACACGCUGGUGGCCCAGCACAAGCAGGUGCUGGGGCGCGGCGCCUCGUGCACGGUGUACCUGGUGAAGGUCGGCGGCGCCCAGUGCUGCCUCAAGGUGGCAAGGGAGCAGCGCCUCGUCGCCAUGUUCCGCAGGGAGUUUGACAUCCUGCUGGACCUGGACGGCGCGGCGGGCGCCCCCAAGGCCUUGGGCACCAGCUUUGGGUUCCCCGCCAUGCUCACCACCUUCCGCGGCCAGAACACCUUCUGCGACCUGCACAACCUCGCUCAAAGCGACAAUGACAAACUGGCGGCCUUCGUGGCGCUGGCCCGGAACGUACAGCAGCUCCACGCCCGUGGCUACACUCACAACGACAUCAAACCCGACAACGUCGUGGUGCGCCAAGGCGCCGACGGCCAUCUGCAGGUGUCCCUCAUUGACUACGGCUUGGCCAAAACAUUCGGCACAGGACUCCGCAUCGCGCGCACGCACAAGCACCGCACGCCCUGGAUGGCCCCGGAGCUGCUUCGAGGCGUGCCCUGCUCGCCCCCCGUGGACGUGUUCUCUCUAGGAUACGUCCUGAGGCGCAUCCUGGACACGUGCCACACGCGCUACCCCGGCCUGGAGGUGCUGGCCGACAGGGCCAUGGCAGCAGACCCAGCACAGCGGCCCUCGGCGGCCCAGAUCAUCAAGACAGUCAAAAUGUACGCGGGCGAGACGUCCAGGAAGGAGGCCUUUGUCCGGCGUGUUCGCAAGGCAUUCUCCUGCCUCUUCCCGCGCCGCCGCCAUUACUAAGGAGGAAGACAAGUCAAGAUUUAUUUUCCGAGAGGAUGAAUUGUUUCACCUGUCCAGUUCUUUCUUUUGGAGUCAAUUACUCAACACCCAUCAAGGGCUGAGGAAGAC